This is a messenger RNA of Fraxinus pennsylvanica, 417 nucleotides long. NCBI's taxonomy places the organism in Eukaryota, Viridiplantae, Streptophyta, Magnoliopsida, Lamiales, Oleaceae. The record is from the annotation of a GenBank genome assembly.
AUGUCACAGCCAGUUGAUCGGGUGUAUCCUGAUACUUACACAAAACAGCCUUCUUCCAAUUCUAAUGGUUCAUUUGGGCCUGUUUUCAUUGUCUUGGCUGGGGUACUCGUAAUAUCAGCUAUUGCUUGCGUGUUUGGACAGCUAUGCAACCGGAAGCACCACCGCGGUAAUAAGGAGCACCACCGCGGUAAGGAGGAGCACCACCGUGGUAAGGCAAAGCCAGCUCGAGGCCAGGACCUUGGCCCUAAAGAAUGGGAGUCUAGACAAAAACCUAGUUUCAAAGAUGAGGACAUAGAAUUUGGGUUUGACAAGAGAAUCCCUACAGCUAAAGUGGCUGCACACGGAGAUCCCAGAGGACCAAAGGUAUUUCAAAAUGGUGGGUUCAAAGGUCAAGUGAGAUUUGCUGAUAAUGUGUAG